UUGUUUUUGUUUCGCUUUGAACUUACGUAAGAAGUCAUGGAUUCUUCAGCGAGUGUCUUCAUAACCCGAAAUGAUAUUCCUGUAGAGGGGUUAAUUCUUCUCCGAAGCAAGUGCAAGGUUGAAAUAUAUAAUGAAUCUAGACCUAUUCCAAGAGAAGAACUGUUGAGACAUAUAAAAGGAAAAAAUGGACUAUAUUGUCAUGUAACUGAAAAAAUAAAUGCAGAACUUUUAGAUGCUGCAGGUCCUAAUCUUAAAGUUAUUGGAACAUUUUCAGUUGGUUAUGAUCAUAUUGAUUUAGAAGAAUGCAGAAAAAGAGGCAUUCUUGUUGGUUAUACUCCUAAUGUGCUUACGGAUGCUGUUGCAGAAUUGACUGUUGGACUUCUUUUAGCAACUUCAAGGAGACUCAUGGAAGCUAAUAAACAAAUCACAAAUGGUGGUUGGGCAAAUAGUAAGUUUGGACCUCUCUGGAUGUGUGGCACAAAUCUAGUUAACAGUACUGUUGGUAUAAUGGGCCUUGGUCGCAUAGGUUUUGGAGUUGCUAAGCGUCUGAAAUGUUUUGAAUUAAAAAAUAUAUUAUAUUCAGGAAAUCAACCAAAACCUGAAGCUACAGAAAACUUGAAUGCUAAGUUUGUCUCAUUUGAUGAGUUACUCAAACAGUCAGAUUUUGUGAUUGUGUGUGCUUCUCUCAAUUCUAACACUAGGGGAAUAUUCAACUUGGAGUCAUUUAAAAAAAUGAAAAGAAAUGCUAUAUUUAUCAAUGUUAGUCGUGGUGGUCUUGUUAAUCAUGAAGACUUAUAUAUUGCUUUGACAACUGGAUUGAUUAAAGCUGCUGGUUUGGAUGUUAUGGACCCUGAGCCACUUCCUGAUGAUCACAAAUUGACAAAACUUUCAAAUUGUGUUUUGCUGCCACAUAUUGGAAGUGCUACUGUAGAAACCAGAAAUACCAUGGCUCGUUUAACAGCUGAAAAUAUUCUUGCUGGAUUGGAGGGAAAGCCUUUACCCUGUCCAUUGUAAAUAAUAUUCUGUUUGUUAAAUUUGAUAUAGAUAUUUUUUUACAAUUUGUAUCUGUUGUUUAUUUUUAAAUUUUUUAUAAUGUUGGCUAAUUAAAAUUUUAUAUUCAUA
Messenger RNA from Argiope bruennichi, 1122 nucleotides. Its product is annotated as glyoxylate reductase/hydroxypyruvate reductase-like. The coding region runs from base 37 to 1014 and encodes 325 amino acids. The record is from RefSeq and is a predicted model, not a curated record. Lineage: Eukaryota; Metazoa; Arthropoda; Arachnida; Araneae; Araneidae. Gene Ontology annotation, cellular component: cytosol. Gene Ontology annotation, molecular function: hydroxypyruvate reductase (NADH) activity; hydroxypyruvate reductase [NAD(P)H] activity; NAD binding. The transcript is spliced from 10 exons.